Messenger RNA from Onychostoma macrolepis, 736 nucleotides. RefSeq names its product tetraspanin-1. Lineage: Eukaryota; Metazoa; Chordata; Actinopteri; Cypriniformes; Cyprinidae. The record is from RefSeq and is a predicted model, not a curated record. Bases 1 to 729 code for a protein of 242 amino acids. Gene Ontology annotation, cellular component: membrane. The transcript has 7 exons.
AUGGGCUGCUUCACAUUUGUCAAAGUUGUGAUGGUUGUUUUCAACUUGCUUAUCUGUCUGGCCGGCAUGUGUUUGGCGGCUGCAGGGAUAUGGGUGACAGUGGACGGAGAUUCCUUUAUGAAAGUUUUGCCACCCUUUACUGAUGAUUUCAAGACUCAUGUCAAUGUAGGAAUCUUCAGCAUCACUAUUGGAGCAGUUAUGACUCUGCUUGGACUGCUGGGGUGCUGUGGAGCUCAGAAAGAGAGCAAAUGCCUUCUUAUAAUGUUCUUCUCCAUCAUCCUGGUCAUUUGCAUUGCUGAGACAGCAGCCGCAAUAGUAGCCCUGGUCUAUUCCUCAUACACUGAGAUCAUUCUAAAAACGUGGGCCACACCUGGACUGAAGGAACAGUAUGGAAAAGAUGAAAUCCUCACGGACUUGUGGAACUCAACCAUGACAACAUUGCAGUGCUGUGGCUUCAGUAACUACACAGACUUCUCUGAAUCCUAUUACUAUGAGCAGAAUGGAGCCCUUUACCCUCCUACCUGUUGUGCAGGUCUGGAGCUCUUCCCCUGUGACAACGACAAUGCAGAUUUCAGCAAUGUGGUGGGCUGUUAUAAACAAAUUGUUAAGAUCAUCCAGAGGAAUGUCAACAUUGUGGGAGGAAUAGCUGCUGGAGUCACUGCCAUUGAGGUGGCAGCGAUGGGGGUGUCUAUGUACCUCUAUUGCUACCUGGACAAAAAAUCCACCUGAAAGUGUC